ACGUUAUUAAUCUCAAACAUACUAUACUACAACUAAUUCCUCUUCCUCCGUUGAGUUCUUCACAGUUCUUGGUUGGAACCACAUAACUAGAAAAGCAAAUUAAAAUGAUAAGCAAAGCUUCUUCUGUCAUAUGCUGCUUGUUCAUGAUUUGGAUUCUCAUGGUUUCAUCUGCACCCUCUGACAACUACGGACAUAGUAAAAUUACUGGUGCAAGUAUUCACGGCAAUUCUUCUAUGCCAUCAGGACCAAGUGGUGGACCUACCACUCCCGGCAGCCCUCUAGGAGCUGGACAGAAUCACUCCAAUAGGAUAAGGUUGGGUUCUUCACUCUCUCCCAACACCUCGCACAAUUCGUGGCUCUCACCUUCCGGCCUCUUCGCAUUUGGUUUCUACCCAAAACAGAAAGGAUUUGCAGUUGGAAUAUGGCUGGCUAGUAAUCCUACAACCACUGUUGUUUGGACUGCAAAUCGAGAUGAUCCACCAGUCUCUUCAAACACCACACUUGAGUUCACCAAACACCGCGGGCUUUUCCUUUGGACCCGGAAAGGGGAAGGAAUAUCCAUCACAGACGAACUUGAUGAGGAUGCAGUUUCAGCUUCUAUGCUUGAUACUGGUAAUUUUGUGAUCUACAACAAUCAAUCCAACGUUACCUGGCAAAGCUUCGAUUACCCAACAGAUACUCUAUUAGGCAGUCAGUAUCUGGAUUAUGGCGAAGAGUUGCUCUCCAGUGCAUCGACAACAGAUCAGUCAAGUGGACGGUUUCAUCUCAUAAUGCAAAAAGACGCAAAUCUUGUUGCAUACCCUGUCAACAGUUCUGAUCGACCUGAGGAUUCUUAUUGGAAUUCAAACACUGUGAAUUUGGGUGGACGAUUAAAUCUCACCAGUAGAGGCCUUCUAUGUUUAAGCAAUUCUUCUAGUGGUGUUUGCAUGCACACUCUAGUUAACAGCUCAUAUUCUGGCAAUAACAAGAAGAUAAUUUACCGUGCAACGCUUGAUGCUGAUGGAAUUUUUAGGCUCUACUCACAUAGCUUUGGAAUCAGGGAUAACUCUACCGGGCUGAUACAGUGGUCUGCGCUGGGAAACCGAUGUGAUGUCAAAGGCAUCUGUGGUGUUAAUAGCUUCUGCUUGAACACCGACACCAUAGCCAAUUGUUCUUGCUUUCCUGGUUUCACAUUUCUCCACCGCGAUAAGAAGUUCCUGGGCUGCUACCAGAGCUUCAUCGAUCAACAAGGUUGCACAAGGAGAGACCCAACAUCGAUCUACAACAUCACUGUUUUAAGAAAUACUCAGUGGACUGGCUAUCCUUAUUCUGUGAUCUUGACGAAUAAGGAAGAAGAUUGUGGUCGGUCUUGCCAGGAAGAUUGUAAUUGUUGGGCAGCUCUGUAUCUGAAUGAUACUUGCAAAAAGCAUAAACUUCCAUUGCUAUAUGUAGUUUCAAAACCAAAUACGUCAAUCACGGGCUUCAUCAAGAUUGGCCACAACUCCUCAGUUCCAGAGAGUAAUCCUUCAAAUUCAACGAUUCUUGCUGUGAUUCUGGGUUGCCUUGCAUUCUUCUGUUCUGUCAUUGCAAUCUAUAGCUUUUUUAUCUAUAGACGUCGACGUCAUAGAUACAAAAGACUGUCUGAAAAUGGAAGUUUGGGCCUAAACAGCGAGUUUACUAUGAGAUCAUUUUCUUAUAGUGAGCUUGUGGAAGCUACAGAUGGGUUCAAAGAAGAAUUGGGCAGGAAUUCUUUUGGAGCAGUGUAUAAAGGAGCUAUAUCUGAUGCCGAGGGUAAAAAGCUCAUUGCUGUAAAGAGAAUAGAAAGAGAUAUGGAAGAAGGCAAAAGGGAGUUCAGAGCAGAAAUGACUGCAAUUGGGCGGACUCAUCACAGGAACUUGGUUCAAUUGCUUGGUUUUUGCAUAGAAGGUGCUAGCAAGCUUCUUGUUUAUGAAUUCAUGAAGAAUGGCUCGCUGGCAAAUCUUCUCUUCAAGGUUGAAAUGCACCCCAGUUGGAAAGAAAGAGUGAAAAUUGCAAUGGAUGUAGCAAGAGGGAUUUUAUAUCUACAUGAAGAGUGUGAGACCCGUAUAAUCCACUGCAACAUAAAGCCUCAAAAUAUACUUAUGGAUGAUUCUUGGACAGCUAAGAUAUCUGAUUUUGGAUUAGCAAAACUUUUGAUGCCAAAUCAAAUUGGAACCCUCACAGGGAUCAGAGGGACAAGAGGAUAUUUGGCCCCCGAAUGGCACAGAAACACCCUGAUAUCAGAGAAGGCAGACAUUUACAGCUUCGGAGUUGUGCUUUUGGAGAUCAUAUGUUGCAGAAGUAACAUGGAGGUUAGCGUGUCCACAGCAGAUGAGAUACUUCUUAUUGACUGGGUAUAUAAUUGCUUUGUGGCCGGAGAGUUGGAAAAGGUUGUGGGAGAUGAAGAAGUAGACAUGAAGACCCUGGAAAGGAUGGUGAAGGUUGGAUUGCUGUGUAUUCAAGAUGAUCCAAGUCUGCGUCCGUCGAUGAAGAAUGUGAUCCUUAUGUUAGAAGGCACUAUGGAUAUACCGGUCUCUCCAUCAUCACCUCCUUCAGUCCUUCCAUUGUGAUGGUUUGAUAUAUAUAUAUAUAUAUAUAUAUAUAUAUAUAUAUAUAUAUAUAUAUAAAACUUUUAUGGAGUUUUCAUAGAAUAAAGUGUACUGAGUAUGUAAAAGGGCAUGUUCUUAUAUUUCUUGGUCUUCAAUGGAACCAUAUAUGUUAAAUUGCUGUA
Messenger RNA from Cornus florida, 2728 nucleotides. RefSeq names its product G-type lectin S-receptor-like serine/threonine-protein kinase LECRK2. Lineage: Eukaryota; Viridiplantae; Streptophyta; Magnoliopsida; Cornales; Cornaceae. Gene Ontology annotation, molecular function: ATP binding; protein serine/threonine kinase activity. Bases 105 to 2567 code for a protein of 820 amino acids. The record is from RefSeq and is a predicted model, not a curated record. The transcript has 3 exons. Gene Ontology annotation, biological process: recognition of pollen; protein phosphorylation.